Molecule: messenger RNA, 1703 nt
Organism: Brassica rapa (field mustard)
Lineage: Eukaryota; Viridiplantae; Streptophyta; Magnoliopsida; Brassicales; Brassicaceae
Biological process (GO): proteolysis
Molecular function (GO): cysteine-type peptidase activity
Source: RefSeq, a predicted model, not a curated record
AUGCCGCCUAUUACUCAGCAAACAGAGCAUCUUCAGACAAGUGCUAUAGAUUUUUCAGAAAAAAACGAGGUAUGCAUCGAGUAUAUUUGAUCUUUAAUUAUUAUUCUAACAAUUUAAAACCGCUGAUGUUACUGAAUCUUCAUUUUUAAUAGGUUGAAGUAAGCAGGCUUCUAGCUCACUUUCAAAUAGGCGCAGAGGUUGAAAUUUUGUCUACUGAUGACGAAAUAUGGUAUCCAGGAAAGGUUGUUGAUCUUAAACUGUGUGAAGGACUAGAGGAGCUGACAGUUGAGUACACGACACUCUUCACAGACCAACAUAGACUUCAGAAACUUCAGGAUACUAUCACGGCUGACAAAAUACGUCCUGCAACACCAACUAGUGACCAAAAAUCCUUUGAGAUGAUGGAUAAGGUAGAAGCCUUCUACAACAAUGGCUGGAGCAGCGGACAAAUUAGCAUGGUACUUGGUGAUAACACAUACUCGGUGUGUCUCUAUACUUCUAUGGAAACUAUUCUAUUCAAACAUUCAGAUUUGCGAAUUCAUAGAGAAUGGAAAGAUGGAGUCUGGAAGAUGGCAGAUAAGGUGAAGCCUGAUAAGAAAAGGAAAGCUGCUGCCUCAUCACAAAAUUCAGGAAUGGAUAAUGUUUUCCUAAGAAGGAGCGAGAGGGUGCCUAAACGAUCUAGAGACACAAAAACUCCAUUCAAGUCUGACAGAAAUCCGGCUUUAACUGUAAUACCUGAGAUUAUACCUGCAGUUGAUCCGUUUUCAACUCCUGCGGAACAUAAGCUUUCAAGGCUUCAAAAUUGGAUGACAUUAAAGCCCGGCAUGCAUGAAACGUCCCUAUCAAUCAAUGAUAAUAAGAUAAGGAAAUCUUUCUUUCAAAGCAUGGAAAAUGCAAAAAAGGACCUUAAGAAAGAGCACAUUGAUGGAGCCUUUGCAAUGCUAAAUUGCAGAAGAAAUGAGAAUGCUGCUUGGUUCCACAACUACAAGAUUCCAAAGGCGUGCUUCCUACCUAUGGAGUUCUUGCAUUGCUUGCUCUCUGAUGAUUUGGCUUACAAGAAAGAAAAGGUCAAAGGUAAAAAGAUUUUCAACGAUUUAUUUAAAGAUACUGUGAGAGGGAAGGUAUAUCCAGAGAAGACAUGGGGAGAAGAUGUUGAUGUUGUGUAUGGGAUUACUCUUGGAAAAAAAAGCAAUGUCUGGAUUGGGAUGGAAAUUCAUUUGAAGAAGAAAAGAAUCACAGUAUAUGAUUGUUUUCAAAAGGAAAGCAACAGCAUUGAUAUUCCUCAAGUGAAAAAGUUGGCAGUGUUGAUUUCUAAUCUGCUGGUGGAAUCUUCUGGUGAUGAGGUAGAUAAGGUGAAGAUGAUUCCAUUUGAGAUUGAGCAGGCACAAGGUUUACCCAAGACAAAACAUCCUUUCAACUGUGGGAUAUUUCUUGUCAAGAUUCUGGAGUGCCAGUCAUUGAAGAUAGGAGACAUGACAAAGAUUAAUGAUGACAAUGCAUUGGAGCUAAGGAGAACCUUGUCUUGUGAGAUCUUCAACCAAUUUGUGGAUGAGAGCUUUGGGAAAUGAGAAUGAUGCAUGAAAACAUUUUUUGUUUUAGUUAAGACUCGGUUUUAGUUAUGACUGUUUAUUUUGUUAUGUUGUUGGCGUCUGGUUACAUAAGAAAGAUUGGAAGGAUAUCAAGUAUUUUAUUUGGGUAUCAUA